Molecule: messenger RNA, 1005 nt
Organism: Ambispora gerdemannii
Lineage: Eukaryota; Fungi; Glomeromycota; Glomeromycetes; Archaeosporales; Ambisporaceae
Source: the annotation of a GenBank genome assembly
AUGGCGUUAUCUAAACCACGAAUAGCACCGUUAAAUGUACCAUUUGUACGAAGAAGACAAACUGCCGUCGUAUUCAUAUGGCUCGCGUCUUUACCCGUCACCUUAUUUGUGUUCUUUCUAGCGUGCACAAGUCCGUUCAUGUGGCCUUUUAUCGUUGCGUAUUUGCUGUUUGUUUUGUUUGAUAUAGCGCCGGAAAAUGGUGGACGUCGCGUAGAAUUUAUGCGAAGACUGUCCUUUUGGAAAUGGUAUGCUGAAUAUUUUCCUAUAAAGUUGAUUAAACAAGCUGAUUUAGAUCCAACAAAGAAUUAUGUAUUUGGUUAUCAUCCACACGGUGUUAUUUCAGUAGGAGCAUGGACAAAUUUUGCCACAGAAGCAAACAACUGCUCAGGAUUAUUUCCCGGAAUCAAGUUUCAUUUAUUGACAUUAGCCUCGAAUUUCAAUAUCCCGUUAUACCGCGACUACAUAAUGGCACAAGGAUGCGCGUCAGUGUCACGACAAUCGUGUGAAAAUAUAUUGAAAGCUGGUCCGGGCAGUUCGAUUGUUAUUGUGGUUGGUGGGGCUGGUGAGAGUUUAAACGCACAUCCUGGUCAUUAUAAUUUAAUAUUAAAAAAACGAUUGGGCUUUAUCAAGUUGGCCAUUCGUAAUGGUGCCUCACUUUGUCCUAUUUUCUCCUUUGGCGAGAAUGAUCUAUGGGAACAAGUUCCAAAUGAUGAAGGAACUUCAGUUUGGAAAUUGCAAAAACACAUGAAAAAACUUUUGGGAUUCACUCUUCCAUUAUUUCAUGGUCGUGGCAUAUUUAUCUAUGAUAUUGGUGUGAUGCCACAUAGAAGACCUCUAGUGACAAUUGUUGGUAAGCCGAUUGAAGUCAAACAAAAUGAUAAUCCUACAGAAGAAGAGAUUUUAUCAAUUCAAAAACGAUAUAUUGAAGAACUUUAUAACAUUUGGAAUCAGUAUCGUGACAUUCACGCUAAGAAUAGAAAGAGCGACUUGGAAAUUAUAGAAUAG